AUGGAAGACGCGUUUUAUGACACAUCGUGGCUCGUCCACAGUGUGCGAAAGCUCACACCUUCAUUCCUCGCCCUCCUUGCCCCAACAUCGACAGACUCGGAGCGAUCACAACAAACAGACAUACUCUCCAGCCACGCCGAAGGCUUCGCAGAGUCCAUCAGCCGCGACCGCCCGCGCUACGAGUCUGAGGAAGAGAAGGAGAAGCUCGGUCUUUUGAGGCAAUGCAAAUGGACCCAGCUGGGACAAGGAACGUCUGCAGCCGCGCAGACCCCAACGCAUUACAGUGCGGGCAGGAAGCGAAGACGAGACGACGACACUAGUUCCCGUAUUCACGGAAUCUCAAUAAGUCUCAUAUACGAGAAGUCGACCUACAAAUUCAUCAUCUACACCCAUACUACGAGUCUUGCCAUCGCCUCGAAGCGCAACCGGACUGCGCCGUUGAGCGCCGCGUCCGUCGCAGUAGAAGACCAGACUGCAGUCCUCCUCUCCAAGUCAUCGCCCGCGGUCCUGAAGGCGCUUCUUUCCUACCUAUGCGACAAGUUCACGCCGCUACCCGACAUCUACUCUCUGCACCUGCCCUCCAGGUUCAUCCAGGGCACCCUGCAAACCUACCUCUCGGCGAUCUCCUCAUCACUCACGACUUCGUCGUCGUCUUCGUCAGACCUAACGCAAUCGCAGAUGCAGGAUCUCUUCAUCGACGUCAUCAGCAGUGUUAAACUCACAAUAACCUUUUCCGCCCCGGUCGCACCGCACUUGAAAUCGCUUGACGUGGCCGUGGCUCCUUUCGCCGUGCUCAAAGCCAUCCCGGAACCCGGGCUGCCCAACAACAGGGACCACUUCAUGGGCACGAUAGCGAACUUUAUCUGGGCGCACACUGGUCUCAAGCUGCCAGUCGACACCGAGUACACCGCCACGGGCCCCGCGACCCGUGUCGACGAACCUGAACAGGCAAAGCCUGAACCGAUGAAGAUCUCCAGGAUAUCGACCGCCGCCUACGCCAUUUCCUGUGACCAUCGCGUCAAGUUCGUGGCAAGGGCAGUCAACGCGGUCGACGGCCCGGAACAACAGCCACAGGAUAACUGCGUACGGGUUGCGAAUCACGAACUCCUCGUUGCGGUGCUCGACGAGGCGCGCCGACGGGCUCUGCUUGGCUGA
Molecule: messenger RNA, 1155 nt
Organism: Exophiala spinifera
Lineage: Eukaryota; Fungi; Ascomycota; Eurotiomycetes; Chaetothyriales; Herpotrichiellaceae
Exons: 1
Coding region: 1-1155 (384 amino acids)
Source: RefSeq, a predicted model, not a curated record